GCCGGAGCCGGAGCCGGGGCGCUGCGCUCACUUCGUGCUGAGGAAGAGGCGCUUCUGCAGGAUGAUCCCGGCGCCCGGCAGGCGCUUCUGCGGCGAGCACGGGCACGAAGAGCACUGUGUAUGAAGACCAACUACAAAAGCAUUUAAAAAAAUGUAACUCAAGAGAGAAGCCAAAGCCUGUAAGUGCAGUGUAAUUUCAACACUUCCUCUCGGAUCUAAGACCUAAAACAUUACAGUUCUGCAGAGAAUUUUCUGUGCUGACAGCAGCUGUGAGCUGCAGGGCAGCAGGUCUAGCAAAGCACUACUGCUGAAAUGCAACUCACAUUCCAGUCCCUUCAUGUUCUCUGCCCCUUCUCAUUGUAAUUUGGUACACUUUUUCAGUUCUUGGUUACAAAUAAAAAUGUUGAAUUCAUUUUUCUCAGAAACAACCCAGGGAAGAGGCUCUCACAAUGCCAUUCAUUUCAGAGGCUGGGUGAGAGCUUGUCCUGAGAAAGCAAAACCUGCAGAGAAGCUCUGGGUAUCCCAGGCACUUGCCCACUCCAGGCAGGCUGGCAGUGAGCCACGGAGAGCCUGGCUGAGAGCUGCUGAGGGAAGCAAGAGGACAUGUGUUUAUACAGCUCUUUCAAGAAAGCAGAGGAUGGCUUCUUUAUUGCCUGCCUUUCUGCCUUAUUUGAAUUGCACCUUUAGUACUCCCUGGGAAACCUGAAAAUGGUCUCUGGAAUCUGUCUAGUAAGCCCUGACUGCUUUACUCUUAUGAACAUGUUCAAUCUUGUAACACUGUGUCAGAAGAGUAACUUCUGGCUGGGAUUCAGGAUCAAACUAUAGGAAGGAAAAGUACUUGGAAAAUCUUACCUUGCAGUGGAUUCCUAUUGCUACAUACCUUACCAUAAGAACACUAAAGAAUUUGGCUAUUUGCUUCCUGGUAAUUAACUGAAUCAAAUUUAUUUUCUUUUAUUUUCUUUUUUUUUUAAGGUCUACUUUGUUCAAGAUAUUAAUGCUGGUUUAAAAGAUGUAGUAGAAAUACCAGAAAAACAAGUGAGUACAUUAUUUGGUUUUAGGUUCAGUCCAUACAUUACAUGUUGCAACUCAUGACUAUAAAAAUACAGAAAAUUUCAAAGGUCUCACAUUUAUUGGUGUCACUUUUUUUCCUUAAAAAGGUUCCUCUGUCUUCUUUAUCUCUUGAAGAGCUGCAGAAUUUAAUUAUAAAGUUGAAAAAAGCAAGUAAUGGCCUGGAACUUCAUCUUAAGGAACAAAUACUGUCCCACCAGGCUUUACAAGAAGCCUUAAGUGACCCAAAGAAUGGGGAAUCUGCUUUCAAACACCUGAAACAACAGUCUUCUAUUUUAGGUAACAUGGAAAAAUUGCAUUUACUUGGUCCAGGAAGGUGUUUUGUUGAGUUUGGAGCUGGGCGAGGAAAGCUGUCUCAUUGGGUUGAUAUUGCCUUAGAGAAUGUUGAAAAUGUUCAGUUUUUGCUUGUGGAAAGGGCAACCACAAGAUUCAAGGUGGAUGGAAAACACAAAAGGAGAGAUUCUAUAUUUGAGAGGCUUCAAGUAGACAUUCAGCACUUAUGUUUAAAUAAGGUACCUAUUUUGGAGAAGAAAAAACUACCAGUGGUAGGAAUUGGGAAGCAUUUGUGUGGUGCUGCAACAGAUCUUGCUUUGAGAUGCUUGGUUGAAAGUUACACCACUAGCUGUGAUGGAGAAGAUGAAGAGCCUGCACCAAAACGCUGCAGGGCUGCUCAGACAGAGGAGGCUCCUCACAAAUCUGCUGGUAAUGAAAGCACCGCAGAAGACCGUAAACCUGUAGCUGGAAUUGUUAUUGCUCUGUGUUGCCAUCACAAGUGUGACUGGACCCAUUAUGUAGGCAGAGAGUUCUUUAAAUCAAUAGGACUGGGACCAGUAGAAUUCCAUUAUUUUCAGAGAAUGAGUAGUUGGGCCACUUGUGGCAUGCAAGAAACCACAAGCAAAGUUUCUACAAGUGAAGACAGUCAAGAUCAAACUAAUGACACAGAAGAACAUGAGCACACCCUCAGCAGGACAGCAAGUGGUUCUGAUACUUUACAAGGGAUACUGAGUGUUGAGGAGCGGAAGGAGAUCGGUUGCCUCUGCAAACGGCUGAUUGAUCACGGACGGAUUGAGUAUUUACAGCAGCAAGGAUACAAGGCUGCACUGCAGUAUUAUACAGAGCCUGCUGUGUCCUUGGAGAAUGUCCUGUUGACAGCUGUCCCAAAUCCUCCUUUGAUACCAGAGCCAACUGUAUGACAGGAAACAAAUUUGGAAUUGGUAGGAAAAAAAAACAAACUCUAUAAAACUUAUCUGGGUUUUUUUUAAAAAACUAAUUAAUUUUUUACAAAAAAAAAAAAACAAACUUAUCUCAUCUUUCCUGUACCCAAGAAAAGGUCUUAUACUUUCCAGCUUCACUGGGAAUUACAAAUACACAAACCAGUUCUCAUCAGCGGAAAAAUAAAAAUCCCUAAAAAUA
Taeniopygia guttata (zebra finch) is the source of this 2481-nucleotide messenger RNA. The record is from RefSeq and is a predicted model, not a curated record. NCBI's taxonomy places the organism in Eukaryota, Metazoa, Chordata, Aves, Passeriformes, Estrildidae.